UGAUUACAAGUAUAUAGAGAACCACACCAGACUGAGAACUUUACCUUGUAUACAGUGUGUUCGUUUCUAAACCAAACUGGGAAACUUUUGCUUCGUUAACCCCCGUAUUAUACAAAAUGUCGUCUACUGCUGGCCUUGUGAUCCACUGCAAAGCUGCGGUUGCAUGGGAAGCAGGGAAGCCAUUGGUGAUAGAGAUGGUGGAGGUUGCUCCACCCCAGGCCAUGGAAGUUAGGGUCAAGAUAAAGUAUACCUCACUUUGUCACACUGAUCUCUACUUCUGGGAAGCCAAGGGUCAGACGCCACUGUUCCCGCGAAUCUUCGGCCAUGAAGCAUCUGGAAUUGUUGAGAGUGUUGGGGAAGAAGUUGAACACCUCCAGGUUGGUGAUCAUGUGCUACCAGUUUUCACGGGAGAAUGCGGGGACUGUGCGCAUUGCAAGUCUGAGGAAAGCAAUAUGUGUAACCUGUUAAGAAUUAAUACAGACAGAGGGGUCAUGCUUAGUGAUGGGAAACCAAGGUUUUCUAUCAAAGGGACUCCCAUUAAUCACUUUCUUGGCACAUCCACCUUCAGUGAAUAUACUGUUGUUCAUUCAGGCUGUCUUGCCAAGAUCAAUCGCCUGGCACCUUUGGAUAAAGUUUGCAUCCUUAGUUGUGGCAUCUCAACAGGCUUGGGUGCCACCCUGAAUGUAGCAAAACCGAAGAAGGGAUCUUCAGUUGCUGUCUUUGGACUUGGGGCUGUUGGCCUGGCUGCUGCUGAAGGUGCAAGAAUAUCUGGGGCAUCACGGAUAAUUGGGAUCGACCGAAAUCCCAAGAGAUUUGAGGAAGCCAAGAAAUUUGGAGUAAAUGAGUUUGUGAAUCCAAAGGACCAUGACAAACCAGUGCAAGAGGUUAUUGCUGAGAUGACAAACGGUGGAGUUGAUAGGAGCUUAGAGUGCACAGGCAAUAUUAACGCCAUGAUAUCGGCUUUUGAAUGUGUUCAUGAUGGAUGGGGUGUGGCUGUGCUUGUUGGAGUUCCGAACAAGGAUGCAGUCUUCAUGACUAAGCCGAUUAAUGUGCUGAAUGAAAGGACGCUUAAAGGAACAUUUUUUGGGAACUAUAAACCUAGGACAGACCUUCCCUCUGUUGUGGACAUGUACAUGAACAAGGAACUGGAGGUAGAGAAGUUCAUAACUCAUCGAGUUCCUUUCUCCGAGAUCAACAAAGCCUUUGAUUACAUGGUGAAGGGGGAGGGAUUGCGAUGCAUCAUUAGCAUGGAAGAGUAGCUGCUAUCAGUUCAUAAUUAAACUUCAAUUAGUUUCGUUGAUGAACAGCUUUAAGUAUUCAACGAAGUACGCAGUUUCACACUGCUUAAGCAAUAUUUUGUGUAACCUGACAUGGAAACUAUCAGCCUCCAUUCAAAGUCAAAUUGGGUUCAAUAAGUAAAUUGUAGAAUGCAUUUUGAAUAAGACGAGUUCAAGUACAA
Messenger RNA from Prunus mume (Japanese apricot), 1459 nucleotides. RefSeq names its product alcohol dehydrogenase-like. Gene Ontology annotation, biological process: formaldehyde catabolic process. Lineage: Eukaryota; Viridiplantae; Streptophyta; Magnoliopsida; Rosales; Rosaceae. Gene Ontology annotation, cellular component: cytosol. The record is from RefSeq and is a predicted model, not a curated record. Gene Ontology annotation, molecular function: alcohol dehydrogenase (NAD+) activity; S-(hydroxymethyl)glutathione dehydrogenase [NAD(P)+] activity; zinc ion binding.